Messenger RNA from Amphiprion ocellaris (clown anemonefish), 3579 nucleotides. It is a transcript of the gene nup58, whose product is annotated as nucleoporin 58. Gene Ontology annotation, biological process: nucleocytoplasmic transport. Lineage: Eukaryota; Metazoa; Chordata; Actinopteri; Pomacentridae. Gene Ontology annotation, cellular component: nuclear pore. Gene Ontology annotation, molecular function: structural constituent of nuclear pore. The record is from RefSeq and is a predicted model, not a curated record.
GCAUCCAGGAAAUACCAGGCGGGGAAUAAGAAAAGUAACACCAUGCGAGAUUCCUUCCUGCGAUUUUAAUAGGUUUAAAUGUGUAAAAACAGAAGUUUAAUCUGCUAAAUCGUUACAGCUUGUAGUUGGGAAGUUUUGGAUUUAUUUGGAAGAGUUUCCGUGUUUGUCUGAGUAUGUUGUGAAUAACGACAGAAAAACGGAUUUGGCCCUCACGCGGGCGUUCAAGCUAACUGUUGUGUUUGCGGUGAUGCUGGGUUGGUUGUUCUCUAGUUGACGGUAAAUGUUUGCCUUUUAAGCGAAAAUGUCUGGCUUUAACUUUGGAUCGGGGACACUUGGGUCCACCAACACGGGUGGAGGAUUUGCCUUUGGUGCCGCAAGCAGCGCGCCUGCUGCCAGUACCGCUGGCUUCUCUUUCGGGACUGCUCUGGGUACACCAGCAGCAGCCUCUGCUUCCACCACCAGCACCACCCCAGCUCUUGGCCUAGGAGGUAGUCUUUUUGGUCAGAAACCUCCUGGAGGAUUCUCUUUCAAUACACCUGCCUCAAGUGCUGCUGCACCCACUACUGGCCUUACGUUAGGUGCCCCAGCUACCACAGCUACUACUGGCUUUAGCUUGGCUUUCAACAAGCCCACCGCCUCAGCAACACCUUUCUCCCUCACCACCACUACCACGUCCUCGACAGUCCCUGCUGGGGCAGGUUUAACAUUUGGCUCUGUCCUGACAUCUACAGCUCCCCAGCAGCCUGCAGCCGCGGCUUUCACGCUUGGUCUAGGUGGCACAACCACCACUACAGCAGCUGCAGCAGGCCCAUCACUGGGUGGGGGCCUCUUCUCUAACACUGUGUCUACAGGUUUGGGUCAAACCACUCUUGGAGGAGGGGGCGGAUUAACGUUAGGUUCCCUGUUGGCAACGUCCACAGCAGCAGCAGCAGCAGCAGCCCCUGCCCCAAGUAUUGGCUUGGGUGGAGUCGACUUCAGUACAUCUUCUGAGAAUAAGAGCGACACAUCAUCUGGAGCCAAUGCACAGGACAGUAAAGCUUUAAAAGAUGAGAACCUCCCCCCUGUUAUUUGUCAGGAUGUUGAGAAUUUUCAAAAAUUUGUGAAAGAGCAGAAGCAAGUUCAGGAGGACAUAAGCAGGAUGUCAUCAAAGGCCAUUUCUAAAGUCCAAGAUGACAUCAAGAACCUCAAACAGCUUCUCUCUGUCAGUGCCAGUGGUCUGCAGCGCCAAGCUCUGGCUAUUGACAAACUGAAGUUGGAGACGGCACAGGAGCUGAAAAAUGCUGACAUUGCACUGCGUACACAGAAGACACCUCCUGGACUUCAGCAUGAGAACACAGCUCCAUCAGAUUAUUUCCGUAGCCUGGUAGAGCAGUUUGAGGUGCAAUUGCAGCAAUAUCGGCAGCAGAUAGAAGAACUUGAAAAUCAUCUGACAACGCAGAGCAGUGGCUCCCACAUCACUCCUCAGGAUUUGACAUUGGCCAUGCAGAAGUUGUACCAAACAUUUGUUGCACAGGCUGCCCAGCUCCAGUCUGUCCAUGAAAAUGUAAAGAUUUUGAAGCACCAGUACCUUUCCUACCGCAGAGCCUUCCUGGAAGACUCCACUGAUGUCUUUGAGUCCAAACGGGCAUCUAACAGGAAAUGGCAGAGUGCGUCGCGAGUCACAACGGGGCCCGCCCCAUUCUCCAGUGUGCCCAAUGCUGCAGCUGUUGCCAUGGCAGCCACGUUGACCCAGCAACAGCAGCCAACUCCAGGUUUUGGUGGUGGGCCAGGAUUUGGUGGGGUGGGGACUGGGGGGUCUUCUUUUGCCUUCUCCUCCACCAGUAAGCCCACAGGAGGCAGUCUGAGUGCAGGUUUUGGUAGCAGCAGCAGCUCAGGCUUUAACUUCAGUAACCCUGGCAUCAACCCCUCAGCCGGCCUGACCUUUGGCGUGUCCAACCAACCUGCUGUAGGCUUUGGCACUGGAACGCCCCUACUCCAGCUGAAGAAGCCCCCUGCUGGUAACAAAAGGGGCAAGAGAUAGAAAUGAGAGAAGACAGAACCCUGUGACUGAGCAGCUGACCAGCUUAGGGGCUUGUAGCAAGUAAGGUCUGGUCUCUCAAAAGCAUAUAAGCAGCGCUCAAAUGAUCAUUAGAUUAUAGAACAGAGGAAAUGCAAAUUUGAGGAAAACAUCAGGGAAGUGCUUGGACUUAUGUCACAGAAACAGAGGACUACUGUUUUCAAAUCAUUAGGAGGUAUAUGCUCAGUAAUCAUGAAGAAAAAAAAUCCUAUUGACCAACCAGCAUUCUUUCAUUCACUAGUCUGUGAUGUCCACUGUUCUACAUUGAUUUGAUUCCAUUGCGGUCACCCACAUGCACAGUUUCCUCUUUCAUUCAUUACAACAAUGAAGUUAGAUUUAUACUAGUACUUUAUACUCAGUCACUUUGACCACCAAAUGUCAGAAACUGGAAUUAUCCAUUGAGUACAUGACAAGCUUAUUUUUUUAGCAGGGUCAUUGUUACUUCUGGUAAGAAAAGUGGGACCAAAUCAAUCAAUACAGUCAACAGUGGCAUGUAAACAAAGGAUACAAUAGUAUUUGUUCAUUUAAUCUUAAGGCCAUUUGCAUUGCCUCAAAAAGUUCUCUGUACUCUCUGGUCUGUGGUGCCACAGUGCUUUUGGGAAUGCCAGAUAAGGACAGAGCCGGCUCAGUUUCAAAUCAUUCACUUAUCUGUGAGGAGUUGCUUUCAUCUGAAUAUUGUAAAAGAUAAACAUGUUUUUUGCGCUUUGAGGUGGACAGUCUAGUCGGUUCCAUUGUCUGUCAAUCACAGAGCUGCACUUGAAUGCUUCUCAAAUGAUGACUUGGCUCAAGUCUUGUCCAGAGAAGGGGGAGAUAAGGUAAAGGGAAAGGAGCUUAUGGAGUGAUAGUUGGCUGGGAACAGCAUAGUCCCUGUCUGAAAGUGUCAAUAGGGAGUAUUAUCUGAUUCUAGAUAGUUUUAUACACAGGAGUGUCGAGGGUGGGUUUUUGGGGAAGCACAGUUUUAUUUUUGUAUCAAGUAAAGAAAAAGCUGCCAUUCGCGAUGGGGUAGAGGGGGACUAGCGCCUUGUGACAGUCCAUUAUCUAGUCCACACAGCCUGUGUUGUUUUGCUACAAUCCAUCCUUAUCAUUGUUUAAUAUUUACUUUUAGACAGACUUUGUUUGCCCCUGUGUACUAUUGUAAGAACUUGGGAUAGGAAUCGCUGUACUCUUUGUAUUACUUGGCCCCCAUUCGAUGUUAAGUUAAAUCUGAAAGGGAUUUCACAGUGCAUAUUCUACCUACUCAAUUUAUACAUGUGCUAGAACAAAUUUGCACUCGCCAGUGUAUGUGACCUGACAGUGAUUGCGUGAAUGUGCAUGUGUGCCUAUCGCACAAGUUUGAAUUUGUCUCUGUUGUCUGUCAUGAUACUUUUGAGUGUUGGGGUUGGUCCAGGGGAUAUUCUGCUUUUUUAAAGUGUCCAUGUCACUUCAGUUACCAAAUACUGGUAAUUGUACUAUUAUUUUCUAAUCACAGUCUGUGGAAUCCUGUAUUUUCAAGAAGCUGUUUAUUAAUAAAAUCUUCAAUAUGA